AUGAAAAGCAAAAGUGAUGCAAUAGUUGUUGUACCAACACUCUUUAGUAAUAACAAUUAUUAUUGGAUUAGACUCUAUUAAAGCUUUUGUCAUCUUCAAAAAUGAUUGGAUUAUAGCAGAUUUAAAAUAUGUUUAUUAAAUGUCUAAAAAUGCUUAAAAAUUAAUCAAUAAAUUAGAAAUUUAAGAAACAUAAUACAUAUAUACAACAUCAGAUAAAAUAAUCAUUUAAACAAAAGAAGGAUGGAUUCAUAUUAUAAAUGAAGAAUUUUCAAAAUAAAAUUUGUUUCAUUUGAAUAUAUUUAGUUUUUGUAGAUUAUGCAUACAUUAAGAUCUACUAUUUUCUAUAAAUUCUAAUCAAUUAGAAACAAGAAAUAUAAAUAGUCUAGAUAUAGAAUUUUAUGAAUAUUAAUCUGAAAUAUUUUGUACAUCUAUUAAAGUAAUAAAUUCAGAAAUAGAUUAAUUUAUAAUAAUAGUAUUAGACAAUGGAAUUAUAGAUGUUUUAAAAAAUAAAACUUAAAUACAUAAAUAUUAAUUAAGUUAAAAUAAAUAAAAUCCAAUAUUUGUAUAUGAUUGUAUUCCAAUUAUAUAAAAUAAAGNUCUUAUUUAGAUUAUUCUUAAAGUAUUAUUAGUUGUUAAUUUUAUUUUUCUAAAUCUCCAUAUUGCAGAUUUUUUUUCUAAAGAUAUUCUUUUAUGA
Molecule: messenger RNA, 694 nt
Organism: Paramecium primaurelia
Lineage: Eukaryota; Ciliophora; Oligohymenophorea; Peniculida; Parameciidae
Source: the annotation of a GenBank genome assembly